This is a messenger RNA of Lepus europaeus (European hare), 948 nucleotides long. RefSeq names its product NFKB inhibitor interacting Ras like 1 (gene NKIRAS1). The transcript is spliced from 4 exons. The record is from RefSeq and is a predicted model, not a curated record. NCBI's taxonomy places the organism in Eukaryota, Metazoa, Chordata, Mammalia, Lagomorpha, Leporidae. Gene Ontology annotation, biological process: canonical NF-kappaB signal transduction. Bases 115 to 693 code for a protein of 192 amino acids. Gene Ontology annotation, molecular function: GTPase activity; GTP binding.
UGCGGAGUUGGAACCUGAGAGGGAGGUCGCUACGCCGAGGCGCGCGAGUUGGGGAGGGGUCGGCGAGCCGACACCACUGUCCCGCCGUCAGGAGGAGUGAUACCCUGAGAGAAGAUGGGAAAGGGCUGCAAGGUUGUGGUUUGCGGAUUGUUAUCUGUGGGGAAAACUGCAAUUUUGGAGCAGCUUCUCUAUGGGAAUCACACCAUAGGGAUGGAAGAUUGUGAAACAAUGGAAGAUGUGUAUAUGGCUUCCGUGGAAACGGACCGGGGCGUGAAGGAGCAGUUACACCUUUAUGACACCAGAGGCCUACAGGAAGGCGUGGAGCUGCCAAAACAUUAUUUUUCCUUUGCUGAUGGCUUUGUUCUUGUAUACAGCGUGAAUAACUUGGAGUCCUUUCAAAGGGUGGAGCUUCUGAAGAAAGAAAUCGAUAAGUUCAAAGACAAAAAAGAGGUAGCGAUCGUCGUGUUAGGAAACAAGACUGACCUUUCGGAGCAGAGACAAGUGGACGCUGAGGUGGCGCAGCAGUGGGCCAGGAGUGAGAAGGUGAGGCUGUGGGAGGUGACCGCCACUGACCGCAGGACGCUCAUCGAGCCCUUCAUGCUGCUGGCCAGCAAGCUCUCCCAGCCCCAGAGCAAGUCGGGCUUCCCUCUGCCGGGGCGGAAAAACAAAGGCAACUCCAGCUCGGAGAACUAGGCCUCAGCAACCCCGCGAAGCGCUGGCUGGUCUGUAGGAGAUGAAGGUUUACAACAGGCCGUCUGUGUCUACCUUUGGUCCUUGGGAAACCCCUGAGGACGUAAUGUGCUGCACUUUAGGCUGUAACUAAAUUAUUUUGGCUACGUUUAUUACUAUUGCUUGAUAUGAAAUUUUCUCAUUCUAGCAUUAUAAAACCUGUCCCUGAAAUCAGCACCUGUUAUGUAUUCAAAACAGUAAAAUAAGGUUUGGACAGUA